Messenger RNA from Labrus mixtus (cuckoo wrasse), 1758 nucleotides. Its product is annotated as zinc finger protein OZF-like. The transcript has 3 exons. NCBI's taxonomy places the organism in Eukaryota, Metazoa, Chordata, Actinopteri, Labriformes, Labridae. The coding region runs from base 71 to 1381 and encodes 436 amino acids. Gene Ontology annotation, biological process: regulation of immune system process; negative regulation of transcription by RNA polymerase II; regulation of cytokine production. The record is from RefSeq and is a predicted model, not a curated record.
GUAACUUUGUAUAGUAUCAGAGUAACGUCAGUGUUGAGUUCUUCUUCUGUGACUCUUGGAUGUGUGUCAGAUGUCCGGGUUUCAGGAUCUUAAAGAUUUCUUCAGACGGCGGCUGCUCGCUGCGGUUAUCAGAGAUAUAUCAGAAACAACAACAUGUGGAUACGAAGAGGAGCUCCACCGACAAAGAAAAGUGCUGGAUGUGAUUUUAACACCUGAAAUCAAGCUGCAGAGAGCAGAUGUCCAGCAGCUGUUGGUGAGUAAAGAAGAGCUUCCACCUGAGCAGCAGGAGUGGAGCCACAUUCUGGACCAGGAGGACACUAAGCCCCAACACAUCAAAGAAGAACAUGAGGAACUGUGGAUCAGUCAGGAGGAAGAACAGCUUCAAGGACUGGAGGAGGCUGAUACCACCAAGUUCCCCUUCACUCCUGUCUCUGUGAAGAGUGAAGAUGAUGAAGAGAAACCUCAGUCCUCACAGCUUCAUCAGAGACAAACUGAACAGAUGGAAACAGGAGCUGAUGGAGAGGACUGUGGAGGAGCAGAACCAGAGAGGGACUCAGAUCCAGAGAGACGUUUACAACCAGAGACUGAGGUCGAGACUGGAGACUCUGAUGAAGCUGAGACUGAUGACAGUGAUGACUGGCAAGAGACAAGAGAAGAUAUGUCAGAAUUAAACUUAAAAAAUAAGAAACUAAAGACUGGUAAGAGAGCGCAUAGGUGCUCUGAGUGUGGUAAAAGAUUUAACCAAAAAGGGCAUCUGACCAGUCACAUGAUGAUUCACACAGGAGAGAAACCCUUCAGCUGCUCUGAGUGUGGUAAAAGGUUUAGUUCUAAGGGAAGUCUGACUAGACACAUGAUGAUUCACAGAGAGAAACGCUACAGCUGUUCUCAGUGUGAGAAAAGAUUUACCCGUAAGGCUGGUUUGACAGAUCACAUGGCAAUUCACAGAGGGGAGAAACCCUUCAGCUGCCUUGAGUGCGGUAAAAGAUUUAACCAGAAAAAGGUUCUGACCAGACACAUGUUAGUUCAUACAGGAAAGAACCACUCCAGCUGCCUUGAGUGUGGUAAAAGUUUUCUCCUAAGAGAGGGUCUGACCAGACACAUGUUAGUUCACACAGGAGAGAAACCCUACAGCUGCUCUCAAUGUGAGAAAAGGUUUACUGAUAAGUCUAGUUUGACAUAUCACAUGGCAAUUCACAGUGGGGAGAAAUCCUUCAGUUGCUCUGAGUGUGGUAAAAGAUUCAACCGAAAAGAUCUUGUGACCCAACACAUGUUAGUUCAUACAGGAGAGAAACCCUUCGGCUGCUCUGAGUGUGGUAAAAGGUUUAAUUCUAAGAUAAAUUUGGCCACACACAUGAUGAUUCACACUGGAGAGAAAUGCUAAUCCAGUGCAAUGGUAAAAGUGAUCCAAAGAAAUACAAGUUAACAACAUCACUAAUGUGUAUUCAUAAGUAUGUAUUGACUAACAGAUGUAUAACUGCUGUUAUAAAGGGAUAUAAGACAAUUCUAUUCACAGAAAUCUGUCUCUACUUUUUUGACAUUGAUGUUUUGUUGCUGACAUAUGAACCAGUAAGUUGUGAGCAGCUAUGAUGUUUGAAUUUAAAGGGUUUAUAUCAAACAGUUACAGUGUAAGGAUCCUUCUCUCCUGAUAUCUUCUUUCUGUCACUCUGUUUCCUUUGAGGCCUCUGUGUUGGGUAGCACAAGUUCUUCAGGCAGCUCAUGUGUAACCUUGUAAUAAAUAAACUGAUGUAGAGUGAGAAA